Molecule: messenger RNA, 927 nt
Organism: Cygnus olor (mute swan)
Lineage: Eukaryota; Metazoa; Chordata; Aves; Anseriformes; Anatidae
Gene: ASB11
Product: ankyrin repeat and SOCS box containing 11
Exons: 7
Coding region: 1-861 (286 amino acids)
Biological process (GO): intracellular signal transduction; protein ubiquitination; positive regulation of protein catabolic process
Molecular function (GO): protein binding
Source: RefSeq, a predicted model, not a curated record
AUGUCACUCACAGCUGUGAAGGGAAGAUGUGCACCGUAUGGGAACUAUAUUUGCCACACAUUUCAGGGAGGCAGCUGGGCAGACAGAUCCCCUCUGCAUGAUGCUGCCUUCCAAGGACGCCUCCUGUCUUUGAAAACCUUGAUUGCACAGGGUUUCAAUGUGAACCUGGUGACGACAGAUCGGGUCUCGGCUCUCCACGAAGCCUGCCUGGGUGGCCAUGUGGCCUGUGCAAAGCUGCUGCUGGAGAACGGUGCUCAGGUCAACGCAGCCACUAUUGAUGGGAUCACUCCUCUGUUUAAUGCCUGCUGCAGUGGCAGCGUGGCUUGUGUCAACAUGCUGCUUGAAUUUGGAGCCAAGCCACAGCUCGGGAACCACCUUGCUUCACCCAUUUACGAGGCAGUCAAGAGAGGUCACCGAGAGUGCAUGGAGGUCCUUCUGGCCCACGAGGUUGACAUUGACCAAGAAGACCUGCAGCACGGGACCCCGCUCUACGUGGCUUGCACGUACCAGAGGACAGACUGUGUCAAGAAGCUGCUGGAGCUCGGAGCCAACGUGAAUGCGGGGAAGCGAUUAGACUCCCCUCUCCAUGCGGCGGCAACAAAAUCCAGCGUGGAGAUAGUUGUCUUGCUGGCAGACUAUGGUGCUAACCUGAAAGGCAGAAAUGCAGAUUUCAAAUGUGCCCUGGACCUUGCUGUACCCAACAGCAAAAUAGAGCAGGCACUCCUACUUCGGGAAGGUCCUGCCAGCCUUGCCCAGCUGUGCCGGUUGUGUAUCAGAAAACAUCUGGGUCGGUCGUGCUUAUAUGCAGUCCCUAAGCUGCACCUGCCUGAGCCACUUGAGAACUUUCUUCUAUACCGAUAAGUUUGUGACUAUAUUUACACUGGAAAAGAAAGAGGAACAAAUGGUUGUUUACUCCAAAAUAUUAUA